Molecule: messenger RNA, 1725 nt
Organism: Branchiostoma belcheri (Belcher's lancelet)
Lineage: Eukaryota; Metazoa; Chordata; Leptocardii; Amphioxiformes; Branchiostomatidae
Exons: 5
Coding region: 89-1636 (515 amino acids)
Source: RefSeq, a predicted model, not a curated record
UGCAGCAGACUCCAUCUCUUUACGUUCCGCACCGACGUCAGGCUUCAUCGCUGGCCGGAGAAGGGAUUCUGCCGUGUCCUCCAUCUCCAUGGCGCUGCCCCGCCGUCGGUCCAAGCGGCGCCAGUCCUCCUCCCAGUCCAAACUCUUCCGCUCACGGUUCGGAUCCUUCGGUUCGCGGAAACUGGGAGGGACGCCGUCUGCACGGCCGCUAUAUAAGGCAUAUGCCAGUAAAUCCCUGACCCCGGAAGUAGUUACCCUGGCCAUCCUGGUGGACCUGCAGCUGGCCUGUGGUGCCUGGCGCAUGGAUGCACUUCUGGCCAAGGCGCUAGGGGUCUCCCUUGAGCAGCUGCAGCGGUCGAACCCGAUGGUGACGCCGAAGAAGGUGCUGAACCUGGCCUGCGACAGCCGCAUCUGCCUGCAGCCCUUCCAGACCGUCAAAUCGCACAGGAUCACCAAGAAGCGCCAGAGGCAGAUGAAACAUGGAGCACUGAAGGAAUCCGGUAGGCGGCGCCACGAGAGGUCCAGCCCUGACCAGAACGGGGAGCAGAACGGGAAGACUUCCUCCUCCGAUGAAACCAUGCAGGUGGAGAAGACCAACUCCGUGGAGGCUAAAGAUGAAGAGGACGAGGAAGCUGUAACAAGAGAAGAGGAAAGUAGAGCGGAAACGGAUAAGAAAUGUACCGAGGAGAUCCUUAGACUCUCCGAGCAGAUACAGAAACUGUCGCUGGAUGUCGAACUGGACGAGGUGUACCAGAAAGCGCAUGCGCAGCCCAAGUCACGUGGGAGGUCCAUGUCGGUGACCAUCUGUGAGUUCGAUAGGUCGCCGACGUCGCCUAGCAACCUGCCUAGCAACCAGCAGAGACGGAAGAGCCUGUCUGACGGGUUCGGUCCGAUCAUACCAUUUGAUCCGGAGGGGAGGCGUAUGCAGAUUACUCAUCCCAAGUUGGAGCCUAUCAUUGCUUUAGCAGUGGACGGUGUCGAGCACAGAGUUGCACCGAAAAAGCCGAAACGCUCUUCUGUCUGCGAAGCCAAUAUCAGCAUGGCAACAAAAGAAAAAGGACAAGAAUCUUCAGAAAACGGCCAAGAGCCAGAAAAGUCGGAAGCCCAUCCUCAUAAAGAUCCAGCAGAAUCCGAGACGCGGGAGCGGACCAACAGCAACACAAGCACCCGCAGUACCGGAAGUGUUCGCUUCAAGAACGUGGAUGACCCGGAAGCAGAAGCGGACAGGACGGAGGGUGUCUCGAAGUGGAAGUACGACUCGAGGCGGAGCAGCGCCUUCAGUGUUCAGAGCGGGGCCAGCUACACCAGCGAGGCGUCUCAGGCGGACGGAGGGAGGGGAUCCUCGGGGGAGGAGAGCCCUUGUCCCGAGGCGGAGGACAACACGGAGAGCAUGGCCUGGGCAACGGCACUUGUACUCAGCUGGCUCGAAUCAAAAUGUUCCAGCUACCUCCAGGAGUGGGACCUGCUUGCCGCCAAGGCGAUCACGUGGCUCGGUGACCUUUCACCCCAGCUGCCCAAGGGGUUCGACGCGGGAAGCGUGAGGACCUCUGCUGCGCAGGCGCUGGUCCUCCUGCAGAGCAAGGACGGGAAGGACGGCAAGGUCAUCAACAAGAAGACACAGAGCACCCGUCUGUAACAUGCCGUCACAGGGUCAAGGGUCAACAGGACGUGUUCACGUGACGUCAUCUGUGUGUCGCCGCCAUGUUUUUUUUUUUUUGCAUUUAA